AUGGACACACUGGCUGACGACAAGGACACAAAGGAACGGGAUGUCUUGCGUGUUUCCACAGAGGAAAACCGGACCCACUUUGACCGCCAUCUUCAGCAGUCUCCUGGUAGACGCCAUUCCUUAUUGACAGAAGCAUUCAUCUCGAACUCAGAGGAGCUACGAGAGGAGGUGGCAAGCGUGAUUAGAACAGACAAUGGGCCGCACACUUGGAUGGCCGAAACAGAGACCGUGGAAGCGGAGGAGGAGCAGGAGAUCUCGGAAUUCGUCCCGUUAGAAACGGCACACUCGCUACGUUCAGGUAGAAAUGGUCCCCUUGAUGUCAAUGCGCUAGAAGCUGGCUACUCAGAGUUGUAUCAUGAGCGGAGUCCCACUGUGGCCGCAGACAGGCAGACCAAGAUCUCGCAGUUUGUGAUGGGCGUCUCUCUGCGGAUCGCAGGUUCCUCGGCCCCUGUGGCUGAACGUAGAGCGUCUCACGCACGCAUAAAUCCCGCCAGAAGCUCUGUGGAUGGCCAAUUGUCCAUUGGGCCGAGUUUGACUGGCGCGAGGUCGUUCCAAACGGUCCCCUCUGCGUCUGGCGCCAAUGUAUCCAAUAUCCACAUCAAGCCAAAUCAUGAACAAGACACUACAGCCAGAAUCAUCACGCAGCCUGUUGAUAUUGCCUCUCUCAUGGAUCCGCCGCGCGGGCCCGAGUAUGAGAACUAUUUGUAUGGAAACUCGCUCAUGAUGUUCAGCCCGAAAUCAAAAUUCCGCAGAUUUUGCUACAGAAUCGUUUCGAGCCCCUUGAUGAGUCCGGCAGUUCUUUUUUUAAUCAUUACUCAAACAGCUUUCCUUGCCUACAGACAAUGGAACCCAACACACGAAAACGGGUAUAUGCAAAACGGCCACACAUGGGCCGAUUAUGUCAUCUACGGAAUCAACUGUGUUUACACGCUUGAAAUUCUAGCCAAAAUCGUUUCUUUUGGUCUCCUAGAUGACCGGAUAAUGUUUGAAACGUUGGGCUUGGAGUACCCAAAGAGUAAAUUCUCAUACGCUGUCAGCUAUAUGUGGUCAAUCGUCCGAACCAACCUUUACGUGUGGAAAACAAGACGGGCCGAGAAACAAAGGCAACUACAGGCUACUCCGUUAGAGUCUUCGAGUGACAGUGGAGGCUCCCCACUGAUAUUGCAAAAGUACCUGAAAUUUGAGCAAAUCGAGCUAGAAGAUCUACCAGGAACUCUGAAUAACACACAUAAUGAUGUUUGCAAAAAUCCCAAAGGCGCCAGACCGCUUUCUGUUGGUUCGGAUUUUGCGGAUGUCAGAAGCUCAGUACCGAUGGAAGAAAUGUGGGAGCUUGAGCGGAAGCUCGCUCUCAUGAAUGUUAACCGUGCAUACCUCCGCAACAAUGGACAACGCCUUGACUUUACUUCUGUUGUGUGUUUUUGGAUUUCGCUUCCUUUGUCCUUAACGGCUUGGGACCGCACGAAAGGUUUCAUGCUAUUCAGAUCAUUGAGUACAAUACGUAUCCUUCGUUUGUGCAAUCUUACUCGAGGUACUAACAUUAUUCUUCGAAUGUUCCAAGCUGCCUUGCCACAAUUAACCGAUGUCGGCAUAUUCAUUUCUUGUUUCUGGGUGAUAUUUGGAAUUAUUGGAGUACAAUCAUUUCUGAGUUCAUUCUCCAGACAUUGUGUAUGGACGAACCCACAAAAUGAAGAGGAAACGUACAUCAAUUCGCUCCUGUUUUGUGGCUCGUCUAUGGACUCGGAUGGGGUACUCAAACCAUAUACCACUAGAGAGGGCAAAUUCGGCGAGAUAAAGGGUUACACCUGUCCUAUAAAUUCUGAAUGUGUUAGCGGCCAAAAUCCUUACAAUGGAACUGUGAGCUUUGAUAACAUCUUGCAGUCGAUGCAAUUGGUUUUUGUGAUCAUGUCCACGAACACAUUCGCAGACCUCAUGUACCAGACAAUGAGUUCGGACGGACUAUACGCUGCGCUAUUCUUUGUUUUUGGGAUUCUUAUUUUAACCGUAUGGCUCAUGAAUCUUUUCAUUGCAAUCAUCGUCACUUCCUUUCACACUGCCCACGAGGAGUCCAAAAGCAGAAGCAAGUCAUCAUCGCAGUUCAGUAAGUUUUCAAAAUAUUGGCCGAUAAAUUCCGAGCUCCAAGGAACUCAAACGCGGCAAUUAGCCGAAAAAUUGCCUUUCUUAAAGCUUUACUAUCAACUUGAGAUUAUAUUCAUUCUAUUGAUAUUGGCAGACCUAAUUGUGCAGUGCUUCCGCUCAUCUGGAAUGAGUGAUCAAAGGCGGCAUGCACUUUAUCGCAUAGAAGCCGCUUUCACUUGCGUUUUUUUGGCUGAAAUCGUUUUGAGGUUUGCUCUUCACAUGCCAUACUGGAGAAGGUUCUUUUUGUCUAAAAAGAACCUAUUUGAUUUAUUUCUUGCAGUCAUUACUUCAAUUAUAAUUCUUAAUCCCGUCAAGGAGAGAUUGGGGCAGGCUUACUAUUGGCUUACUGUGUUUCAAGUCAUGAGAUUCUACAGGGUUGCAUAUUCUUUCAGAUGGACAGGAGACCUUCUCAGGAAGGUUUUGCGAAACAUCAAGGCUAUUUUUGAUUUGGGUUUGUUUUACUUCAUUCUCCUUGGAUUAGCAGGAAUUAUUGCUGGAACAUAUUUCGAGGGUACCAUACCUGAGAGUGCAACUGACGACAAUCCUUACACCAUGCGAACUUUACCGAAUACAUUGAUGUCCUUGUACGUCAUCACUUCUACGGCAAAUUGGGCUAAUAUCAUGUACGGUUUACAGAGUUACGCACCGAAUGUUGCCCAACGUUCCUUCGGCUCAAUGAUGUUGAUCUUUUGGUUUAUUGUAUCCAACUUCGUCAUUUUGAACAUUUUCAUUGCCAUUAUUGAACAUGCACUUUCCGAGUCGCACGAAGGUCAAAGAAAGCACCAACUAAAAAUAUUCAUUAAAGAUAUGACCAAGAAGCUCCUGACAUUUCAAUCAAAGCCAGGCUAUCUUCGUCAACUCAAGCUGAAGAUCUUCAAAAACAACGCAAAUACGUCAGUGGAUACGGCUGUUACACAUUUAUUGCUCACGGGUGAAGCAGUUAAUGAGUUUGUCGAGAAAGAUGAACUGACUCACAAACAAUCCGUGCAAAUAGAGGAGAAACAACGAUCAGAUUAUUACGUUCUCAGCCUAUGGGAAAGGAUUUGUGAUCUUGUUAAAAAGCCCUUCAAUAACCCAUUUUACUAUCACGAAAUCAAGAUCCCCGAUGCAGAAACAUUCAAUCCAUCAGAGUUCGCCUCCAAAAUUAUUCUUGAGCGAAAGCAUUUGAUUCAAAGACAAGACGAGUAUCUAAAACAAAAUCCCUCCUUCAACAAAGUAUUCUACCUUCUCAAGCCUCGGCAUCCGAUCCGCCAUGUUUGUCAAAAGAUUGUGCCACUGAGUCAUGGUGAGAGAAUUGACGGCACUGAGCCCAACAUCAUUGUGAACGAUAUAUUUUCUGUUAUCAUGUUUCUCUCAAGUGUCUGUAUUGUUGCGACUGCCUGCUACUUGACGCCUCUCACGCGUCAGGGAAUAGUGAGCAAAAAAGGAAUAUGGAACUGGGGCGCCUAUGUUGACUUUGCGUACCUUGUCAUUUUCGGGCUCGAGUUUUUGAUCAAAAUUACUGCUGAUGGACUCUUUUACACCCCCAAUGCAUACGUGCGCUCCCCUUGGAAUUGGCUAGAUUUCACUGCUCUCGCGUCGAUUUUCAUCGAGUUCAUUGCUUUUAUGAUCGAAGACCCACAACUCAGUAGAGUAAUUCGAGGCCUCAAAGCUUUACGAGCCUUGAGACUUCUAACAAUCAGUGAAACUGCGAAGAACAAUUUCCAAUACACAAUGAUUUCCGGAUUCGGAAAGAUCCUUAGUGCUGCCAUGGUGGCGAUCGCUUUACUAUUCCCAUUUUCUAUCUGGGGGUUGAAUGUUUUCAAUGGUAGACUUGGUGUUUGCAACAACAGUCUGGAGUCUAUGGUUGGAUGUAUCAAUGAAUACGAAAGUGAGGUUUAUGAAUGGAGUAUCACCAGCCCGCAAGUGUACUCCAAUCCUUUUCUCUACAUGAACUCUUUUCAAAAGUCUUUCUCAACAUUUUAUCAAAUUACUUCCUUGGAAGGUUGGCCGGAAUUAUUGCAGAGUGUAAUGAAAAGCACUGGUGUCGGAACACCUGCAGUAGAGUUUGCAAGGCCAUUCAAUGGAUUUCUUAUCAUUUUGUUUAACUUUGUCAGUGUUGUGUUCAUUUUGACAUUGUUUGUUUCGGUCAUCAUUCAUAACUAUUCAAAAUUAACCGGGCGGGCAUAUUUAACGGAAGUGCAAAUACAGUGGUAUCAUGUGAAAAGAUAUUACAGCAAAUUACGAGCAUCUUUACGAAGAGACAAAACGAAAAUGAACAAAUUGACGCGAUUCUGCUAUAGGAUGACCGUUGAAAAGAACAGAAUUUGGAACAGCUUUAUUAAUGUCGUUUUGAUUAUUCACACUAUCAAUCUUCUUCUUGAAGCUUUUCCACCUAUUGUGAGCAUAGACAAUAGAUACAUCCUAUUCAUAUGUACUACAGCAUGCUUCUCGUUGGAUUCUUUGAUGUACCUCCUUGGCUUGGGAUUCAAACUAUACUUCAAAAAUAGGUGGCAUAUAGUCGCUUUAUUGAUCACUUGGGGUGGUUUCAUAACGACUUUUGUUAUGUUCAACCCUGGUAUGAGUUUUGAUAGCAUUUAUUGGAACUUCAACAAAUUAUUUUUAAUUGGUGCCUUGAUGUUCCUUCUUCCAAAAAGUGAUAGACUUCACCAAUUGUUGAAAUUCGGACUUGCAUCAUUUCCAAGUCUUCUUUCCAUGAUGUUCACUUGGCUCAUUGUAUUUUUGGUGUAUGCUAUCGCCAUGAAUCAAAUUUUCGGUUUGACAAAGUUGGGAAGCAAUACUUCAGAGAACAUCAAUUUCCGAACAAUUCCAAAAGCCCUUAUUCUCCUUUUCAGAAUGUCUUUCGGUGAAAACUGGAAUGCUGUCAUGCAAGACUUUAUUGUUGAAGAACCAUUCUGCACCACUUCAUCGACUCUGGGGGUGUCUGAUUGUGGUAACAAACAAUAUGCGUACAUUUUAUUCAUGUCAUGGAAUGUGAUAUCCAUGUACAUUAUGUUGAACUUGUACAUUUCACUCAUUCUUGACACGUUCAGUUACAUAGCCGGAGGUACAGAAUACGCUCAUCUCAUAAAAAGAUCAGAGUUGAGAAAAUUCAAGAAAGCAUGGCAAGUGUAUGAUCCUUGGGGAUCAGGAUUCGUUGCCCCAGAAGAUUUGCGGCCGUUGCUUUCCUCGGUUAGAGGUGCUUUGAGUGUUAAAGAGUUUAUUACUCAAGAAGAACAAUCUGUACCUGAUUUGUGUUCUCAAUGGAUUUCAAGGAACAAUGAAAAUGAUCCAUACAACGUUAAGGUGAAUUUGAAAGCCAUGAAUGAGUAUUUGGCCCAAGAAACAAAGCCAAGUUGGCGCAUGAAGCUCCGUGCUCAAGAUGAAUUCAUUGAAGAAGCUAUUUUGACAAUGGAGCUUCAAGGUAACAAUGGUAUCAAAUUCAACGAUUUGUUGAUUCAAAUUGCUUUGCACUCUUCAUUCCAAACUGACCAAUGCUUGAUCUUGUCUGAUUUCCUAGAGCAAAAAUUGUUUCAAAGGCGAUUACAAGAUAGGCUUCGGAAACAGAGGGCUUAUGAUUUAACCAAAUCUUACACUUGUCGUUGGAAAUAUCAACAGUACCGAAAUGGAAAGAUUCUGCGAGAGGAGUUCCUCAGCACUGUUACGUGA
This is a messenger RNA of Australozyma saopauloensis, 5784 nucleotides long. RefSeq names its product Cch1p (gene CCH1). NCBI's taxonomy places the organism in Eukaryota, Fungi, Ascomycota, Pichiomycetes, Serinales, Metschnikowiaceae. Gene Ontology annotation, molecular function: high voltage-gated calcium channel activity; calcium ion binding. The transcript has a single exon. The record is from RefSeq and is a predicted model, not a curated record. The coding region runs from base 1 to 5784 and encodes 1927 amino acids. Gene Ontology annotation, biological process: calcium ion import across plasma membrane. Gene Ontology annotation, cellular component: voltage-gated calcium channel complex; membrane.